UUUAAAAAUGUGUGAGAAGUUGUCAACAAAUAGUGGGGUUAUUUCAUCAGGCGUGAUAUCUAUUGGCUUAGUGAUUGCUUUUUUAGUCUGCCAGGAUGAUCUGUUCUACUCAUUUCAAGGAGAUUUUUUCGAUCGCCUACAAGCCGCACAAAUAUUAACAAGCGUUUUACUCAUUAUCGGCGUUGUUAAGGGAAAAUACAAAUUUUAUAUACCAUGGAUGAUAAGCACCUUGCUCUUGGCUUAUGGAUUACUAUACAAUACUGUUGUGAUUCGCUUUGAAGAAAUGGUCUACCGGAUCAUAUAUAUUUUAAUUGGUGGUUAUCUGAUUUGUGCUCUUAAUGGUGCCUAUAACUCAUUUGAAGAAAUGCGUAAUGCCAACCAACCAAAUGCUGUGGUUGAAUCGGAAAAACUGCCGACAUACCGUCCCCCGGACGAAAAGGCAUAUACAAUUGAUAUAUGAAAAAAUAAUCGAACCAAGCUCUUAGCAGCAUCUAAAAAUUAUUAAUAUUCGUACACAUAAACAUGCAAAAAUAUUUUAAACAAACCCUGCAUACUAUGAUCUAGGUGAAAGGCAUUAAUAAUAUACGUAUAUGUAUAUAUGUGUAUAAAUGUUACUUCUUAAUAAAUAUUUCGUAUUGUUUCCAAAUCAUAUACUUGUA
Messenger RNA from Scaptodrosophila lebanonensis, 659 nucleotides. RefSeq lists its product as uncharacterized. The coding region runs from base 8 to 460 and encodes 150 amino acids. Lineage: Eukaryota; Metazoa; Arthropoda; Insecta; Diptera; Drosophilidae. The transcript has 4 exons. The record is from RefSeq and is a predicted model, not a curated record.